UUCAAAAUUGAGAGACAACAUGUCGGCGCAGCAAGAAAACCAAAACAUUGGCACGAGAAUCUCGGAUAAUGCAAAAAUGGUUGUGAUAGAUGGAAGCAUUUUAGAAGGGGGUGGACAAAUCCUUCGGAUAAGCGUCGCCUUGAGUGCCAUCAAGAGGAUUCCGGUCCAAAUUAAAAAUAUUCGACUUGGGAGGAAGAAACCAGGCCUUGCUGAGCAGCAUCUUAAAGGUAUAAUGCUUGUGAGGGACAUGUGCAAUGGUGUUUUACAAAAUGGGCAUGUCGGUUCAACUGAAAUUACAUUCCAUCCAGGGGAGCUUACGAGUGGAACAUUUACAUCAAAGAUCAGCACUGCUGGGAGCAUUGCUCUUUUGAUGCAAAUUGCAAUACCCUGUGCCCUGUUUGCUCCUGGGCCAUGCAACUUUAAUUUAUAUGGUGGAACUGAUGCUGAUAUGGCUCCACCAGUAGACUACAUGAAAUUGGUUACAACCGAGUUGCUUUCAAAGUUUGGUGCUGAGCUUGAAACAAAAGUCAUAAAAAGAGGAUUUUUCCCCAAAGGUGGGGGUGAGGUUCAUGUCUCCGUUCAAAAUGCAAAGGAAGGCCUCCGGCCUGUGUCUUUGACAAAUCCAGGUGUCUUGGAAUCUCUUACUGGUGUUGCUAUCGUUGGAGGAUCAUGCCCAAUGAAGGUUGCAAACGACAUGAAGAAAGGUGCUGAAAACGUCUUGCUUGAAAAGUUCAGCAUCAGACCUAACAUUUCUGUCCAGCAAUGUCCUUCAUUCUGCCCUGGAUCUAGUUUAUUGGUUGUUGGAAAGUCCUCCACAGGAUGUAUUUAUGGAGUCAGUGUAAUUGGAAGUAGGUCUAGAGUGGCACUUCAGCAAGGAGAGCAGGUGGCUAUUGAACUUGCUGAAAUUGAUCCUGACCACUCUUGCGUUGAUUCGUAUGCACAGGACCAGAUAAUUUUGCCAAUGGCUCUCGCCAAUGGAACGUCAACAGUGAUUUGUGGACCAUUGACUUUGCACACUCAGACUGCCAUCGAAAUUGUCAAACAGCUAUCUAAUGCAAAAUUCCAAAUCGAGGAGUUGUCGGAAAAGGUUUUCAAGAUUACUUGUGUUGGAGAUCCACCUGCUCUAUAAACAUUCAAAACGUCAAGUUUCUUUCCUAAGACUUGCAACCAAAUCCUGCAAAGUCGUAACCUUCAGUGCCUGACCCUAGGCAGGUCAGUUCUAGAAAAUGAGUGCAGGGUCAUUUUCUAAUCUCCAAAGCUCAG
This is a messenger RNA of Neocloeon triangulifer, 1263 nucleotides long. It is a transcript of the gene Rtca, whose product is annotated as RNA 3'-terminal phosphate cyclase. Lineage: Eukaryota; Metazoa; Arthropoda; Insecta; Ephemeroptera; Baetidae. The coding region runs from base 20 to 1129 and encodes 369 amino acids. The transcript has 11 exons. The record is from RefSeq and is a predicted model, not a curated record. Gene Ontology annotation, biological process: RNA processing. Gene Ontology annotation, molecular function: RNA-3'-phosphate cyclase activity. Gene Ontology annotation, cellular component: nucleus.